Messenger RNA from Pieris brassicae (large cabbage white), 1122 nucleotides. It is a transcript of the gene Hsp21.4, whose product is annotated as heat shock protein beta-1. The transcript has 4 exons. The record is from RefSeq and is a predicted model, not a curated record. Gene Ontology annotation, biological process: protein refolding; response to heat. Bases 151 to 768 code for a protein of 205 amino acids. NCBI's taxonomy places the organism in Eukaryota, Metazoa, Arthropoda, Insecta, Lepidoptera, Pieridae. Gene Ontology annotation, molecular function: protein folding chaperone.
CAGCCACGUACCUAUUUAAAACUCUGCGCAAGCCCCUUGGCGCCGAGUCGACAAUUAAUGAUCAGUGUUGCCUUGUCUUCCAACGCGACGCGAGCGUGAUCUGUGUUUACACGUUACCAGUGUUUGUUUAGUUACGACAGUUACGUGAAAAUGGCUGACAGUGGUCUUAAGAGGAAUAUCCCAAUCAAACUCGGAGAUUUUUCCGUAAUAGACACGGAGUUCUCUAGCAUUAGGGAGAGAUUUGACGCUGAAAUGCAUAAAAUGGAGGAAGAGAUGAGCAAAUUCCGAUCGGAACUUAUGAACAGGGAGAGCAACAACUUCUUCAAGAGCACCACAAGGUCUUACAAUUUCGAAUCUGUUUCCUCCGGUGGAGUAACGAAGUCUUCAGAGAGCUCUACCACAUCAACACAGCACAGUGACAGCAGACAGUUGGCCGAGCCCAGCCAUUGGGACAGCCUGAACUCUCCCCUCAUCCAAGACGAAGGUGAUGGCAAGAGCCUGAAACUCCGCUUUGACGUCAGCCAGUACACCCCCGAGGAGAUCGUCGUCAAGACUGUUGACAACAAAUUAUUGGUACACGCCAAACACGAAGAGAAAUCUGAAACCAAGUCAGUAUACCGGGAGUACAACAGAGAGUUCCUCCUCCCCAAAGGCACGAACCCAGAAGCAAUCAAGUCGUCACUGUCUCGCGACGGUGUCCUCACAGUGGAGGCCCCGUUACCACAACUGGCGAUCACCGACAGGAACAUCCCCAUCCAGAAACACUGAGAAUCUCAGCGGUCAAUUGACAGCAGCUAUUCCAUAAUUAUUUAUUAUUAGGUGUAUCGAGAUAUUUUGUGAAUCUCUAAUGUAUGUACUAAUUUUGUUUAUACGUACAUACUGUUAUGCUUGCUCUGUGAUUGAAUUUCACGCAAACGCAAAGAGCGGCUAACACGGAGCUUGGGUGUGUUCAUGGACCCUAAUUAUUAAUAGGAACUAAAUGCCUUUAUGCCUACUUACAAACUCCGUUCGCAUAGAAUUAAUUUAAUAGGCAGUGUACUGAAUCACAAUAAGCUUUUGCUGAAACACAUUUAUAUUUUAGUACAAAAUUGUUACAGAAAUUUUAGAUGUCAAUAAAAUAUU